This is a messenger RNA of Huiozyma naganishii CBS 8797, 360 nucleotides long. It is a transcript of the gene EMC6, whose product is annotated as Emc6p. The record is from RefSeq and is a predicted model, not a curated record. Lineage: Eukaryota; Fungi; Ascomycota; Saccharomycetes; Saccharomycetales; Saccharomycetaceae. Gene Ontology annotation, biological process: autophagosome assembly; protein folding in endoplasmic reticulum. Bases 1 to 360 code for a protein of 119 amino acids. Gene Ontology annotation, cellular component: membrane; EMC complex; endoplasmic reticulum. The transcript has a single exon.
AUGGAGAAUGUGGACCCUAGUGCAAGCACUGGCAAUGACCUUAACAGCAAGUUUACGGAUCCGUUGAAAUCGGGUGUCAACAUUGCGCUAAACAAGCAAACAUACGUUACAUAUUUGGAUAAGAUAUGUCUGGUAAAUGGCGUCGCAGCAGGCGUGCUACAAUUGGAGUCACUUCGUGGGUUUUUGCAGUUUUUUGUUGUAUACUUUGCGUGUGCUCUGAUCUACGUUCUUAUAAUUUGCAAGAGGCAACCCAGCAGGUUUUACGAGGGUGUAGUGAACGAUUUAAUAUUUGCCAAUGUGACUAGGGAAUUAAUGGGGUUUGUAAUGGCGUGGACGUUCAGUUAUGCUCUAAUAAAUUGA